This is a messenger RNA of Leguminivora glycinivorella, 1344 nucleotides long. It is a transcript of the gene glo, whose product is annotated as heterogeneous nuclear ribonucleoprotein H2. Gene Ontology annotation, molecular function: RNA binding. NCBI's taxonomy places the organism in Eukaryota, Metazoa, Arthropoda, Insecta, Lepidoptera, Tortricidae. Gene Ontology annotation, biological process: regulation of RNA splicing. The transcript is spliced from 8 exons. Bases 158 to 1225 code for a protein of 355 amino acids. The record is from RefSeq and is a predicted model, not a curated record. Gene Ontology annotation, cellular component: nucleoplasm; ribonucleoprotein complex.
CAUGUUCACGCAUGCGCGUUGUGAUGUGAUGGCCGACGACGCCAAAAUUUUCUAUUUCUAAAAUUAAAUGUCAUUGGUGGCUUGACUAGCGAUUGCGUACCUGAGUAUUGCUUUUUGUGCAUAAUACUGAACUGUUGGUGUAGUUUUAGUGUCGAAAAUGUUGGGGUCUGGCGACGGCGGCAACAUUGUGAAGCUCAGGGGCUUGCCUUUCUCCACGACCGUUGAAGACGUUCUCGACUUUCUCAGCGGCGUCAAUGUACUAAACGGAAAGGAUGGUGUCCAUCUUACUGAAGUGCGACCAGGCCGGCCCUCGGGAGAGUGCUUCGUGGAAGUGGAGACUCCGGAGGAUGUCGACGAAGCUCUGAAAAAGGAUAAGGAGAAUAUGGGGAAGAGAUACAUUGAAGUCUUCUCCACUGACCGCCAAGACAUGGAAUGGGCUCUGAACGCCAUGCGCCAAAGUGAAAAUGGCUUCGGCAGUCUCCCACAUGUGACUGACGAUAUGGGCAUUGUCAAGCUGCGAGGCCUGCCGUUUGGCUGCUCGAAGGAAGAAAUUGUCCAGUUCUUCGAUGGGUUGAACGUCGCUACUGACGGGGUGCAUUUGCUAUCGGACGCCUCGGGCCGCGCCUCCGGAGAAGCCUUCGUUCACUUCUCCGACAAGGAAAGCGCGGAUCAGGCGCUCUCCAGGGACAGGGAGAAAAUAGGACACAGAUACAUAGAGGUCUUCCUGAGUUCAGCCGACGAGGUUCGAGCGUACGGCGCACGAAUGGAAGGCGGUGGCUUCAGAUCAACUAGAGGCUACCGACCGGCGCCUUAUGACCGCAAUGACCGUUUUGGUGGACGACCGACGCGCGGUCGCGGCGGGUUCAACAGAGGUGACAACUUCUCUGGUGGCGGUUUCGGCGGGCGCGGCGGCUUCAGACGCGGCGGCGGAGGCGGCGGCGGCGGCGGCGGCCACUGCGUGCACAUGCGAGGGUUGCCCUUCAAGGCUUCACCACAAGAUGUCGCUUAUUUCUUUAAACCCAUCCGGCCGAUGAACAUAAACAUUCUAUACGACAACAGCGGACGACCUUCGGGAGAGGCUGAUGUCGAAUUCGAGUGCCACGAGGACGCCAUGCGGGCCAUGCGUCGCGACAAGAACAACAUGGACCACCGCUACAUCGAGCUGUUCCUGAAGUCGGCGCCCGGCGGCGGCGGCUUCAAGCCAAACCGCAACUUCAGGAACUGAACCCUGACCCCACACGCUACGGUCCACUAUUCCACUCGCCAAUUAACGUAAAGACCACCGGUUAACGUAACUUUAUAAAUUUAACUCUAUUGCCACAUACUAAAGAUAUUUUCAUGUUU